Camelus dromedarius (Arabian camel) is the source of this 3291-nucleotide messenger RNA. It is a transcript of the gene UGT3A2, whose product is annotated as UDP glycosyltransferase family 3 member A2. NCBI's taxonomy places the organism in Eukaryota, Metazoa, Chordata, Mammalia, Artiodactyla, Camelidae. The record is from RefSeq and is a predicted model, not a curated record. Gene Ontology annotation, molecular function: glucuronosyltransferase activity. The transcript has 7 exons. Gene Ontology annotation, cellular component: UDP-N-acetylglucosamine transferase complex. Bases 73 to 1914 code for a protein of 613 amino acids.
AAAAUUAUGUUGACAGCAAUGGGUUAAGGAUCAACUCACUGACCCCUCCUUUCCGCUACCCAAAUAGGGAGGAUGAGGACAGAAUAUCCAAUGGUGUCCGCCCUGAGGGAGGAGGGCAGGAAGGGACAAACAGAAGGGAAGAGGGGCAGGAUCAGCUCUUACCUUUCCCCAAGUUUCCAGACCGCGCCCUUCCUGCACUGCCUGAGCGCCUUCUGUUCCCGGCGCAACAUUUUCCUUCGCCGCGUGCGCGGGACGCGGGACGCGGGGCGCGGAGCACAGGACACUCUCAGCACAGGACACUCAGCACAGGGCUCGGCUCCGCAGCUUCAACACGGAGCGAGGAUGCGGGGACAGCGGGUGCUGCUUCUCGUCGGAUUCCUACUGCCUGGGCUCCUGCUUUCAGAGACCGCCAAAAUCCUAACUCUGUCCCUGAUGGGUGGAAGCCAUUUCCUACUGAUGGACCGGAUCUCUCAGAUUCUUCAAGACCACGGUCAUAAUGUCACCAUGUUUCUCCAGAGAGGAAAUUUAUUGCUGUCAGGUUUUAAAGAGGGUGAGAAAUCAUACAAUGUCAUUAACUGGCUUCUACCUGAAGAUUUUAACAAGGAAUUUAAAAAGUCCUUUGAUUUCUUUAUGGAAGAAACUUUGGGAGGCAGAAGCACAUUUGAGCACUAUUUCAAUAUUUUGGAACAACUAGGGCUUCAGUGCAGUCAUUUGCUCAGGAGACAUGAUAUCAUGAAUUCUUUAAAGAAUGAGAACUUUGACUUGGUGGUAGUUGAAACUUUUGACUACUGUCCUUUCCUGGUUGCUGAGAAGCUUGGGAGGCCAUUUGUGUCCUUUCUCCCUACCUCAUUUGGCACUGUGGACUUUGGGCCACCAAGCCCCCUGUCUUAUGUUCCCGUAUUCCAUUCCUUGUUAACUGACCGCAUGGACUUCUGGGGCCGAGUAAAGAAUUUCCUGAUGUUCUUUAAUUUCUGCAUGAGGCAACGGCGAAUCCACUCUGCCUUUGACAAGACCAUCAAGGAGCAUUUCCCGGAAGGCUCAAGGCCAGUUUUGUCUCAUCUCCUAAAGAAAGCAGAGCUGUGGUUUGUUAACUCCGACUUUGCCUUUGAAUUUGCUCGGCCCCUGCUUCCCAACACCGUGUAUGUUGGAGGCUUAUUGGCCAAACCUAUUAAACCAGUGCCACAGGAAUUUGAGAAUUUCAUCGCCAAGUUUGGAGACUCUGGUUUUGUCCUUGUGACCCUGGGCUCCAUGGUGAGUGUCAUUCAGUCCCAGGAAGUCCCCAAGGAGAUGAAUGCUGCCUUUGCUAGUCUCUCUCAAGGGGUGAUAUGGAAGUAUAAAGCUUCCCAUUGGCCCAAAGACAUCAAAUUGGCAGCAAAUGUGAAACUCGUGGACUGGCUUCCUCAGAAUGACCUCCUGGGUCACCCUCACAUCCGACUUUUUGUCACCCAUGGUGGGAUGAAUAGUGUCAUGGAGGCCAUCCAACAUGGUGUGCCCAUGGUGGGGAUUCCUAUCCUUGGAGACCAGUAUGAAAAUAUGCUCCGAGUUGAAGCCAGAAAUUUUGGAGUCUCUAUCCAGUUAAAACAGUUGAAGGCUGAGACACUAGCUCUAAAGAUGAAGCAAGUCAUGGAAGACAAGAGGUACAAAUCUGCUGUGGUGGCCGCCAGCAUCAUCAGGCGUUCCCACCCCCUGACCCCCGCCCAGCGGCUGGUGGGCUGGAUCGACCACAUCCUCCAGACAGGGGGUGCGGCGCACCUCAAGCCCCAUGCCCUCCAGCAGCCGUGGUAUGAGCAGUACCUGCUCGACGUCCUCUUGUUCCUGCUGGUGGCCACCCUGGGCACCGCGUGGCUCUGUGGGAAGCUGCUAGGCCUGGUGGCCAGGUGGCUGUGCGGGUCCAGGAAGCUGAAGAAGGCCUGAUGCCAAAUGCAGUCUUGGGGGCAUUGUUGGGGAGCCCCUGGCUCUCUGAAGGCCUCCCUCAGCACUGUCCACCCCUGGUGUCCUCCCCUCGCCUCUACUUACAGAUGGCACACCGACUGCUCUCCACUCUUUUCUGCCUCUGUUUAGAAAUCCUUAGGGUGAACCCGUACUGCUUUUGAAAAAAUUGUAGUUAAAUAUACAUCCCAUAACAUUUUCCUUUUUAACCAUUAAGUGACGGUUCAGUGGCAUUAAGUGCUUUCACACUGUUGUGCAACUAUCACUCCCAACUACGUCCGGAGCUUUUCUCAUUUUUUGAAACUAAAACUCUGCGCACAUUAAACAGUAACUCCCCAUUUCCCUACUGCCCCCCCCCGCCUUGAGCUUCUAGUCACCCGCGUCCUACUUCUGCGCCUUGGAGUCCGAUCUCGGGCUGCGGGUUUGCCCCGCCCAGCGGAGCCCCGCCCUCAGGCGCUGCCCCUUCCUACUCCCUCGCGGUCCCUGCGCGCAGCGCUCUGCUGGCUCCUCCUCCCUGUCCGGAAGGCUUCUCAGCCUCUUUCCCAGUUUCUCCUUCUUUCACUUUUCACGAAACUCACGUAAUUAUUUGGUCAGUUCUUCCACGUGGGCCUUCCUCUUGCAUCUCCUUUUCAUCCUACCUCACAGCUCAGGAUGCCCAGCUCCUGUCCUGCAGGUCGGCAGGGACAGCCCCUCCUAAGCCCCCAUCGUUGGUCUGUGCUCCGAGUCCCCUCCUGCACAGAGCACCCCCUUUGCUGGUCAGGCAGGAGCCUGCCUUUGGUCCACUGCUGACGGCGUUUGUGUCCCACUUUUCACACUUCCCUCCUCAAGAUUCCCGCUUGAAUGAGUGUGGUCACGGAGACCUAAGUGGAGGAAUGGAACCUGUGUGCAAGGAAGGCUUGGGGGCCUCAGGUCCGGUGGCUAUGGCCCUGCCAUGAACUCUUGAUUUACUAAACAUUCCAUCUGUCACACCCACGUAGUAGAGAACACCCCUACAUGGCAACCCCUUAGGGAUUACAUUCGGUUCACAGUAACAGAAACAAGAAAAAGUGCAGCUUAAACUGUAGGGUUUUGAACUGUCUGUUUGGUGUUUCUUUCUUCAGCAAAACCUGGUUGCAGCAAGGAGUGCUGGUUUAGUGGCUCUUUUAUGUUUACAGGUUUCUCUUUUCUCUCUCCCUCCAUGUAUGUGUAUAUUUACAAUUUUAUUAUUUUUUUUAAACUUUUGUUCUUUCUUCCUAAAUUCAAGCACAAAACUGUCUCUUUUGUAUAUGGCUUUCAUUGAAAUGUUUCAUCUUCAAAUGAUUAUAUUCUCAUAGUUGCUUCUUCUUUCUCAGGUGGAAUUAAAUUCCUCCCUAAAAUUUUGAA